Messenger RNA from Coregonus clupeaformis (lake whitefish), 1127 nucleotides. RefSeq lists its product as uncharacterized. The record is from RefSeq and is a predicted model, not a curated record. Gene Ontology annotation, cellular component: cytosol. Bases 126 to 1097 code for a protein of 323 amino acids. The transcript is spliced from 10 exons. Lineage: Eukaryota; Metazoa; Chordata; Actinopteri; Salmoniformes; Salmonidae. Gene Ontology annotation, molecular function: aldose reductase (NADPH) activity.
AUAGAAAGAGAAGGGUAUGAGGGACAAGAGAGUGAGUGACAAAGUAGUUGGUAAAGAGGAAGGAUAAGUCACAAGUCCCUGUCACAAGGCUCUUCCUGUCUUUCUGUGCUGUUUCAACCCACCACAUGGAGGCGAGCACCAGUGUUGUUCGGACAAUAGAGCUGAAUGAUGGCACACGCAUGCCCCUGCUGGGCUUGGGAACAUGGAAGUCAAGCAGUUCAGCAGCAGUGUGUCAGAGUGCGGUGGAAGCUGCCAUAGCUGCUGGUUACCGUCACAUAGACACAGCCUACAGCUACCGCAAUGAGGUCAAGAUCAGCAAGGCCCUCCUCUCCAAGAUGCAGCAAGGCAUCAUCCGACGACAAGACAUGUACGUCGUCAGUAAGUUGUGGAGUACACACCAUGCGACCCAUGACAUCCCAUUGUGUCUAAACAAGUCCCUGAGUGACCUGCAGCUGGACUAUCUGGACCUGUACCUGGUGCACUUCCCUAUUGGACUGAAGAAAGUGGAUGAUGAGCUCUUCCCUAUGAGAGAUGGAGAAAUGCUCACCACUGACAUUGACUAUCUGGACGUGUGGAAGGGGAUGGAGGCCUUGCAGGCCUCAGGGAAGGUGAAGAGUAUUGGCGUGUCCAACUUCAACGUCCUCCAGCUGGAGAGACUGCUCUCUGUGGCCAAGGUUCCCCCUGCAGUCAACCAGGUGGAGCUGCAUCCCUACCUGGUCCAGUCUGACCUGGUGGAGUUCUGCAAGUCUCGCAACAUCGCCCUCACUGCCUACAGCCCCUUUGGUUCCCCUGGAAGACCCAAAGACCUUCACUGUGGAGACACUGAUCCUGAGAAGCUGCUGGAGGACCCUGUGGUAGGAGACGUGGCUAAGAAGCACCGACGGAGCCCUGCUCAGGUGCUGCUGAGGUACCAUGUGCAGCAGGGUAUAGCAGUGAUCCCCAAAAGUGUCAAACCCAACCACAUCCUGGAAAACACUAAGAUCUUUGACUUCUCUCUGACUGAGGAGGACAUGUCAGCACUGAGAGGACUAAAUAGAGGCUGGAAGAGCUGCAUCAUCGACUCAUUGAAGUCUCAUCCAUACUACCCCUUUGAAUGACAGUCCCUGGGGAUCAGCGAGUUGAGACAA